Carassius auratus (goldfish) is the source of this 3237-nucleotide messenger RNA. RefSeq names its product zinc finger protein ZIC 2-like. Gene Ontology annotation, molecular function: DNA-binding transcription factor activity, RNA polymerase II-specific; RNA polymerase II cis-regulatory region sequence-specific DNA binding. Gene Ontology annotation, biological process: regulation of transcription by RNA polymerase II. The record is from RefSeq and is a predicted model, not a curated record. The coding region runs from base 1126 to 2463 and encodes 445 amino acids. The transcript is spliced from 4 exons. Lineage: Eukaryota; Metazoa; Chordata; Actinopteri; Cypriniformes; Cyprinidae. Gene Ontology annotation, cellular component: nucleus.
CUUUGAGCUGAGGCACACAGAAUUCCCAAAGUUUUAUACAUCCUCCGCACUAUUAUUUACCGCUUCAAGCGUUCAGAGGAGAGGAAAGACAAGAAGUGUGUUGUGCGUUGGAAAAGGACUUUAUGGGACUUAGGUUCAAUGAAAUUGGAGACAAGAUCACGUCCUUUAUUCAAAUGCUGAUGACCUGGAUGCAAUCUAUUGUUUUAAUUCUACAAAUGGUGUUGUCAUACUUACCUGCAGAUCGAGUCAAAGCACCUCGAACGAGGUUUGUGACCUUGUUUUUAUUCAACUUAACCCUGUCUGUUUGUUAAAGCACAGUACGGAAAAGUAACGAAUUAAAUUGUAAUUAUACAAUAUAUAGUAGCUAGGCCUAUUGGCAUUUUACACGUACACCAAAGAGGUUUGGAUUUCCACUUACUCUUAUGAGCCAGUGUUGCAACAGAUUUAUUUUUAAUUUUAAGCGCUCUGAUUAAACGCGAGUAUUUUUGCUCUCCUUCUCCCCGAAAAGGUUCUCCGAAAAGUAGGCGGUAAUUGUCGGUGGAAGAUGGCGAUCAGCGAUUAGUUGCGAAAGGAGUGCGUUCGAUUGGAGGGGCUCCUGGGGUUGAUGAGGAGCGGCGGCCAAUGAGAACGCGUAAAAUGAAUGACCGGGCUCCAGUUAAAGGGGGCGUAAGAGGAGGUAGUGUCAGUCUACUGAGAAAGAGGGACCCUCUGAGAUAAACAUAGACAAGCGAAAGAAAUAAACAUUCAAAUUCAAGAUGCUUCAAGAACAAGAAAGACUCAGUAAGAUAAUACCUCAUAUUGUCAUGUAAUCCGAAAAUAUCGACAUCGACUCAGUUUAAAAGGAACAGCGCAAAGGAAUCUUUUCAUUUCGCUGCAUUGGGGAUUUCGAGUAACAAGUUAUCCAUACGAAAAAACACGUUAACUUAAUACGCAAGAUUUCUUUUUUCUUUUCUUUUUUUUUUUUUUUUUUUACCAAUGAGCGGAUCGAACUUCAUCGCCUCAUGUCUGUUUUCAGAUUUGGAAGUUAAUAUUCCCGUAGCGCAUUCGAUUUUAUUUUGUUAUAUGUUUUGUUGAAGCGCCGUGCAUAGACUGCUUGAACGAGAACUGGUUUUGCUCAACGAGAGCAUGUUACUGGACGCUGGGCAUCAGUUCCCUGGUUUGGGAGUGGGCACCUUUGCCAGGCAUCAUCACUCCUCCAGUGAGAUGCAGGACAGAGACUUGAGUUUAGCGCAGAACAGCUUUGUCGACUCGGCGCACAUGGGCGCCUUCAAACUGAACCACGAUCUCUCGCCCGGACAGAGUUCUGCAUUCACGAGCCAAGCGCCCGGUUACCCCGCCUCGGCUCUGGGCGCGCACGCGGCUCAUGUCACAUCAUACGCCAGCUCGCCGUUUAACUCCACGCGGGACUUUCUCUUUCGCAGCCGUGGAUUCGGGGAAUCAACACCGGCGGGAGGCCAGCACGCACUCUUCGGCCCCACUGCCGGAUCGCUCCAUCACUCUCACACAGACAGCCAAGGCCACAUUCUGUUCCCUGGCAUCCACGAGCAGCAUGGAUCUCACGCAUCCCCAAAUGUUCUCAACGGGCAGAUGCGACUCGGACUACCGGGGGAGGUUUUCGGGCGAUCAGACCAGUACCAUCAGGUCUCCAGCCCUAGGACCGACCCUUACUCAGCCGCUCAGCUGCACAACCAGUACGGCUCCAUGAAUAUGAACAUGGGUAUGAAUAUGGCAGCGCAUCACCAUCACCCCGGUGCCUUCUUUCGCUACAUGAGACAGCAGUGUAUUAAGCAAGAGCUCAUCUGUAAAUGGAUCGAUCCGGAGCAACUCAGUAAUCCCAAGAAGAGUUGCAAUAAAACUUUCAGCACCAUGCAUGAGCUGGUCACCCACGUCUCGGUGGAGCACGUUGGGGGACCCGAGCAGAGCAACCACAUCUGCUUUUGGGAAGAGUGCCCCCGGGAAAGCAAGCCUUUUAAAGCCAAAUAUAAACUGGUCAAUCACAUACGCGUGCAUACGGGAGAAAAACCAUUCCCCUGCCCGUUCCCUGGAUGUGGCAAAGUCUUCGCAAGAUCAGAAAACCUGAAGAUACACAAGAGAACACACACAGGGGAGAAACCAUUUCAGUGUGAGUUUGAGGGAUGUGAUCGACGCUUCGCGAACAGCAGUGACCGAAAGAAGCACAUGCACGUUCACACGUCAGACAAACCGUAUCUUUGCAAAAUGUGUGACAAGUCCUACACGCAUCCCAGCUCUCUUCGAAAGCAUAUGAAGGUUCACGAGUCAUCCCCAGCUGGAUCUGACUCGUCGCCAGCGGCAAGUUCUGGUUAUGAGUCCUCAACACCCCCUGGUCUGGUGUCCCCCUCCACUGAGACCCAAAGCAACAACAAUCUGUCGCCUUCAUCAGCGGUCCACAGUUCCAACAACCACAGCAGUUUAUCGUCCAAUUUCAGUGAAUGGUAUGUUUAAGACUGUGCCAUCACAGGAGGAAUCAUUUCAGAAAUCCAGGAGAUCCAUAUGCACAUAUGUACAAAACGAACGCUUCAAUAUUACGCUCUUGUCCAGCAGGAUUAAUAUUCCCACGUGCGCAAAAGCACUAAACAUCCUCUUUUUGUACAUACUACGCGCUCUCUUUCCCAAUGGUUGUAAUAGAUUUUGUCGUUUUUUUGGUGUAUAGAUGUUCCUUCAAAGGUAGCUAUUUCUCUAACUGGACUUUUUAGUGCACAUAUUACAAUAAAGUUGCAUUAUCAUAAUGAAUAUUGCGAUCCCAUUAUGGCAAACUGAUUGUAAACUAAACAACUAUUAACUGGAAAGAGUGCCAAAGUCAACAUUUAACGAAGACAGACACAAUAUUUGCUUGUGAAUGUAUAUAUUAGUUUGCUGGGCUUAACUUGUGAUGUCUUGUGCUUUGCAAGUUUGAAUUGUGAAAUAUAUUUGGAAGAUGUGGGGCAAAUUAAUGUCGUGCCGUUAAAUAUAUGUAACUACACCCUUCUUUUUGUAAAUAUCGGCUGCCAUAUUUAUCCAUUUGUAAUUAAAUUAUGGUAUUUACUUGCUACAGAUGAAACAAUAUUUAUAAAGAAUGUUUCUUUACUAUAAAUAUGUACAAUUAUGGGCUGAACGGGGCAGUUGUUUUGUUAUAUGUGUUUUUGUUCAAAGUUUGAGAAGUGUUUCUCCAUUAUUGUGAUACAAAUUUUACUGCUUACAGAUAUAAUAAAUCGUGGUGCAAGUGUACAAUCUUCACAA